Molecule: messenger RNA, 225 nt
Organism: Mya arenaria
Lineage: Eukaryota; Metazoa; Mollusca; Bivalvia; Myida; Myidae
Product: disintegrin and metalloproteinase domain-containing protein 29-like
Exons: 2
Source: RefSeq, a predicted model, not a curated record
UGUCGACGCCGUGUAACCCCAUAUCAAUAUCGACGCCCUGUAACCCCAUAUCAAUGUCGACGCCCUCCUGUAACCCCAUAUCAAUGUCGACGCCCUGUAACCCCAUAUCAAUAUCGACGCCCUGUAACCCCAUAUCAAUGUCGACGCUAUGUAACCCCAUAUCAAUAUCGACGCCCUGUAACCCCAUAUCAAUAUCGACGCCCUGUAACCCCACAUCAAUGUUGA